AUGGCAUCAGUUGCGUCCGGUUUUGGACGCGUGACCUUUGAGCAAUUUCCAGAAGAGCCAUGGUUUAGUAGACCUACCAAGCUACCUUCGGCAGCCCGGGCAGAUCGGCAAGCCUUCCCAGAGCGCCACAAAUCUUUGCUCCCUGGACCGCCGCCACUAGCCAAGUCUCAAAGCCUAUAG
Messenger RNA from Pyricularia oryzae 70-15, 180 nucleotides. RefSeq lists its product as uncharacterized. Bases 1 to 180 code for a protein of 59 amino acids. NCBI's taxonomy places the organism in Eukaryota, Fungi, Ascomycota, Sordariomycetes, Magnaporthales, Pyriculariaceae. The record is from RefSeq and is a predicted model, not a curated record. The transcript is spliced from 2 exons.